Molecule: messenger RNA, 1377 nt
Organism: Heteronotia binoei (common prickly gecko)
Lineage: Eukaryota; Metazoa; Chordata; Lepidosauria; Squamata; Gekkonidae
Gene: POMC
Product: proopiomelanocortin
Exons: 3
Coding region: 160-972 (270 amino acids)
Cellular component (GO): extracellular region
Molecular function (GO): hormone activity
Source: RefSeq, a predicted model, not a curated record
GUCCGGAAGACUGCUGUAGUUUGAAAGCCAUGCGUGUGGUAUAAAAGGAGGUGGGACGGCAGCUCAAGGUUUGCAGCCGCUGACAGGAAGAAAGAGAGGGAGGGAGAACACCACAGAUCACACAGUACGGCAACAGACUUGCUCCACUUCCUCCUGAAGAUGCUGAAUCCUCAGUGGAGCAGUCUUUUGGCCAUUCUGGGAGUCCUGCUCUUCCACUCAGUGGUAGGAGGUCAUGGCCAUUGUUUGGAGAGUGGUCGGUGUAGGGACAUGGACACAGAAGCUGGCCUUUUGGAGUGCCUCAAGGCCUGCAGAUUGGAUCUCUCGGCUGAAUCACCGGUCUAUCCUGGCAAUGGCCACAUGCAACCUCUGUCUGAGAAUAUUCGGAAGUACGUCAUGAGCCAUUUCCGCUGGAACAAGUUUGGCAAAAGCAACAGCAGUGGUGGUGACUUAGGCCAUAAGAGAGAAGAGCUCCCCAGAGACCCCAUCCUAGACUUCUUCCCGUUUCCUUUGCAAGCCCAGAACAACUGGGGAGAAGACAAUGAAGGCAAUCAAAACCUGGAAAGGCAGGAAAGCAAGCGGUCCUAUGCCAUGGAGCACUUCCGAUGGGGGAAGCCUGUGGGCCGGAAAAGGCGACCUGUGAGGGUAUACCCAAAUGGGGUGGAGGAGGAAUCCUCAGAAAACUAUCCCCAGGAGUUCAGACGAGAACUUUCCUUGGAAAUGGACUACCCUGAAUUUGACUCCCAUGAGGGAAAGAAGAGCUCUGAAGCAGUGAUGUCUGAGGAGGAGAAGGAGGACCUGCCAGAAGAAGUGAAGAAAGAUGGUGCUUCAUACAAGAUGCGUCACUUCCGGUGGAACGCCCCACCUAAGGACAAACGCUACGGUGGCUUCAUGACCUCAGAACGCAGCCAUACACCCCUAGUGACUCUUUUUAAGAAUGCUAUAAUCAAAAGUGCCUACAAGAAAGGCCAGUAAGAACGAGGGGUUAUGAUGACCGAAAGCACGGGAGGGGUCCUGGGUAGAUUUCUUUGGCACGCGUUUCAUUUAGAUACUGUUAAUGAUGAUCAUUUAUUUACAUUGUUCUAACUCGUUAUGAAUAAUAAUUAAGGAGCUCGCUGCUUAGGAAAACACUUUCAUUCUGGUUCUGAAUGUACAAAUAACUGGGUGGGGGAAGGGGAGGUUUUGCAACAAAAGUUAAGCUUAUAUCCAUUGUGUGCAUGUAACAAAGUGGGAAGGCUAGUGGAGGGCAUCGCUAUCUUUCAGAAGGGCAGAGUAUUUUCAUAUUUUAAACCAGAUGUACAAUACUGUAAAUGAAAGGAUUAAAGAUAUAAAAUAAUUAUAAUGAUGAUAAUUACAAUAAUACAUCUUUUGCAAACUAAA